Molecule: messenger RNA, 1552 nt
Organism: Mya arenaria
Lineage: Eukaryota; Metazoa; Mollusca; Bivalvia; Myida; Myidae
Exons: 2
Coding region: 222-812 (196 amino acids)
Source: RefSeq, a predicted model, not a curated record
ACUUCCUUCUAUAUUUCAUUAAAAUUAAAAUUUUGACAGCUAUUAACAGGCCUUUACUUCUUAAUAUUCAUUAAAUAAAGAUAAAAUUGUGUAACAAGAGUCAGAAAAACUUACCAGAAAAUGGGAUGUUAGUUAAUCGGUUAAUAAAUUUAAAUCAGAAUAUAGGAUAAUACUCGAUUAAAGAGGUCGUAUAAAAUAACAAAAAACAAACAAACCCGAAAAUGUGGAACAAAGUGUUUGUUUCUAUUCAAAUUUUACUAUGCUGUUCAGUUAUUCAUGGGGAAAGAAUUCAUCGAAAAGGAAUUUCAAACUUUCAACCAUCGGAUAAAACUCGUGGAUUCAGUGGUGGGGUAUCACUUUUACGCCACCAUAACCGCCUGUUGCGAGGCGGACGUUACCCCACGCCUAACACCGGAAAGACGUAUGGCGGUCGACAUCUGGAGACCUUUAACCGACCGGUUGGAACGGAAGCUUUAGUCGUUGACGUCUCUGGAAGAGAAAAUCUCAGCAAAGCUGGAGCAAUGUUAGACUCAGCGUACGGACGGACGUUCGGACAGUACGGUAGUUACCGGAAUCACACGUCGUGGCAAAAUGCCGUAGCAAAUGAUAUUCAGAAUAAUUUGUUUGGCACAAAAAACGCUGAUUCGAGAAAGCGCUGGAUGCUGAAGGGAGCGAUUUCACCGACAGUUGAAGGGUUUGGGGUCAAAGGGUUCUGGAAUAGUUACGCUACUAUACCGGAAGGGAUCCAGGCGGGGCAGGCGUCAAACGCUCAGAGCAUUGAAGCAAGGUUUCAAGCCAACGACAAAAAUUAAACUGAGGCAGACAUUUUCUUAAAAAUGGUUAGAAGUGACACUUGGAGUAUUCAUUUAAUAACGUGUAAAAUGGCUUAACAAUAAACAAUAAAGUAUUGGCGAAACGGCCAAUUGGACUUGUUUUUAAGUUUUUAAACUGUGUAGAAGACAUUCAAUGACGUUUAAUCUGGCAAUUUUGUUAUCAGUGGCCUCCCUUGGCGAUAUUGAGCAGCCACCAUGUACACAAAAUAGUUGGAUUCCAGCUUUUCAUGUUUAAAGAAUUACGUUUUAUUUAUGUUAUUGUUUUAUUGUUUUGUUUUGUUUUAUUUUGAAAAAAAUGAUGAAUGUUUCAUAUCUUAGAAUAAAAGUAGAUUUGAAAUAAAAUGAUAUUUUUAAUAUUUUGCACUCGGUACCGUUUGAGGUGAGUCAUCAUCGCGCGAUUGUCAUAACGGCAGUGGCUACUGUACAUUCAAAGGGAGGUUACACCUGCUUGAAGGUUGUGCAGUAAGAGGCACUCAAUACAUCCAACUGUGGAGCAAAGGGAAGUAAUAGCUGCUUUUCUGAACUCAUGGCUUGUAUUUACCUAGUAUAUGAACUAGUCACCAGAUAUAACAUAACCGGUCAUCAGUAGAAAUGGUGGAUUCGAUUAGUCUAAUGCUUGAUUCAAUUUAUUAGUUUGGAUGGUUUUCUAUCACAACUUUUAUCUUAUAUAAACACUAAAUAAUACAUGAUAUAUUUUUUGUUAACAAACGCAGAUGUUU